This is a messenger RNA of Acytostelium subglobosum LB1, 1365 nucleotides long. RefSeq lists its product as hypothetical. NCBI's taxonomy places the organism in Eukaryota, Evosea, Eumycetozoa, Acytosteliales, Acytosteliaceae. The record is from RefSeq and is a predicted model, not a curated record. Bases 1 to 1365 code for a protein of 454 amino acids. The transcript is spliced from 3 exons.
AUGUACUUAUCAUCAUCAACAACAUUGCAACAGAGGUUCAGCUUUGCUUUGAUCGUUGUCAUUUUUGUUGGACCUUUGGUGCAACAACACGAUUAUGGACAGGUUCAAGCACAUCAACAGGAGGACGGUGUCACAGAGUGCUUCUCCAUCGACACACCCACCUUUCCAUUGAAUACCAUCCAAGUGAUCAGCGUGACCAAUCUCACAGCACCUUACACGAUCAAGGCCGCCUCGCUGUCUUUCGUCAACGUUCCCGUUCCCUAUGGCAUCAACCAAUGGACUGUGAUGUUUGGCUACUCGAUGCUCAACUCAUUCUAUUCAAUCGUUGGCACGGCCUUUGAAACAGAGGUUCAUUAUUAUGACGUUGUCUUUGAUGUCCCAGCUGAUGGCGUCGCCGAGAUCAUGUUUAUCACUCUCCAAUCCACUGGCAUGAACAUGACAGGAACAAUCUGCACGACUCAACUGUCAUCUGACGAUCUCGAUAUCGAUCAGGCAUUCACAAUUGAACCAAGUCACGACCAGGCCUCAAGUGCUUCUCAACGAUCAUCCAGACCCGUUCCGACAUUCUUGAGCAUACUCACUUGCGACAACCAAUUCGUCUCAUACAAUGUCAGUACCGGCAAAGUGAUUCACCAUAAUUACAUCAACAACGACACUUUCAACACAUGCAACAACCUCACUUCAAUGUUCAUCAACCAACAAGAUGAGGCCUGCUUCCUCACAACCCUUGGAGAUCUCUAUGGUUAUGACCCAAGUGCAUUUGGCAAUGUGGCCUAUCUUCCAGCACUGGGUUACUUCUUCAUGCUCGAGAACAAUCCAAUCAUCUAUCAAUAUGAUUACAAACGAAACAUGACGAACACAUUCUGGUUGCCAUCAUUUGCCACUGAGUUCAUCAUGGGUCAAGGACUGACAGAUGAUGGAUGCCUGUUUGGAAUGGCACAGUUCAGAUCCAACAUGUCGAUGAAUCGAAUCAUGAAGUUCUCACCAUCUGAGAGGACAGUGGAGUUCUUUGACAUCCCAGUCAGUUAUCUGAAUGGCUUCCAGGAUGGAGUUUGGGCAAUGUUCACCUAUAACAACACACCUUACUUUGGAGCAGCUCGCAACAAUGAUUAUGCCUACUCGAUUCUUAAAGCUGAUCUUGAACAGUUGACCAUCACAGAGGUCUAUGUGAGUUCUCUCCUAGCGUUCCCAGACCUUGACAGCUGCCCUCCAUUCACUUAUGACGUGAAUGGUUAUGUCAUCAUGCUUGGAUAUGGUGCAGGACUCUACUAUGAGCGAGUUGACUUGGAGACUUUGGAAUCAUUCAACACGACACUUCCAUUCAGUCUGAACAAUGACGUCAUCGCCUUUGUUGCUUCCCACUAA